Messenger RNA from Amoebophrya sp. A25, 3640 nucleotides. NCBI's taxonomy places the organism in Eukaryota, Dinophyceae, Syndiniales, Amoebophryaceae. The record is from the annotation of a GenBank genome assembly.
AAGAUCCUUCCCCGAAAGUGGUCCUCUGUGUAAUCUUCGUCUUCCAAGCACAACUUUUGCGUUUUAAAGAGGCACAAGAACAGAUACAAAAGACAAACAACAUGCCAGCCAUGACGUCUUCUUCUGUGCUUCCAUCACGUGCUGAUGUCGUCUCCGGUACUUCUAAGGAGGUUACUAGUACUACUAUGGUCUCGCCUGCUUCAACCUGCACGCCAAGUACUAGUGAAGAUUUGCAAGGCCGAAGCCCGUUAGAUGAACAAGUAGAUGACACUACAACUACUGCAGCUAGCGACUCAGGAGAUCGAGAUUUGAAAAGCGCAAUUCAAACUAAGAUCAACGAACUAAGAACUUUAUUUUCAUCCGGAAAAACUAAGAGUCUGGAAUGGCGUGUUGCUAGGCUUAAAGCGUUGAAGGAACGGAUAUUGGAAAAUGAAAAAGAGAUUGUGGCGGUAUAGUGAAUGUUGGUAGCUAGGAGUUAAAAAAGUUAUGAAUGAUAUUAAGAUCAACAACGUGAUGAUCAUGAAGAUCUGAAAACCAUCAAGAUCAGCAGGAUAAAGUCUAAGAAACCUCCACAUCUACAACGACUUCAUCAGGCAAUCCGUUCCGACUUGGGUCGGCCUACCCAGGACGCCUAUAUGGCAGACUUUGCUAUUUUGGUUAGCGAAAUAGAAACGACGAUUUCGAACCUACCAAAGUGGAUGAAGGAUGAGAAACGACCUACGGGAAUGAUGGUCUAUUAUGGAUAAUGUAAAUGUUUUUCUUUUUCCAUCUGGCAGACCAUCGAGGUUGCUUCUUUUCCCCUUGAAACUGUGGGGGGGAGCCUCGACGGUUUGCAUAGAUCGAUGGAAAAAAUAUCAUUCAUAUCUAUCCCGCAACUUCAGUAGUACAGUACCAACCUAAAGGCGUGGUCCUAUGCAUCGCGCCGUGGAACUAUCCUAUCUCACUUUUGGUCAGCAAUGCAGUAACGGUCUUGGCUACGGGGAACGUAAAAAAUUUUCUUCUUCUAGCUUUGUAUUUCUAUUUCUAUUUUAUUGCGUCUGCUCGCUCCCUCAUCUAGUAGUACGUACUUACUAGCUCGUUUGUCUAUAUAGUUCUUCGUGCUGUUAAAAAAGGUCCCAACGCACACAUCAGGUCGCGAUCCUCAAGCCUUCCGAGAUAUCGGAACAGAGUUGCCGAGUCCUCUGUGAUCGUGUUUUUGCAGACUUUGAGGGCCUUUCCGCAUUUGAUGGCGGACCAGGGGAGACAAAAGCUUUGCUAUCGUUCCCGUUUGACCAUGUGGUGUACACCGGGUCGGGUGCGGUGGGGAAGAUCGUGAUGAAAGUUAAGGCGAUGCAUAUUUCUAGUGUUGCUAUUUAAUACAUUUCUACCAGGGACGAACAUCAUGAUGGACUAGAACUGACAGCAGGUCUAAGAAAGCCGCUGCUGAGCAUCUUUGUCCCUGCACACUGGAGCUAGGCGGCAAAAGCCCAGUCUUCCUGGACCGUUUUUCCACUGGUUUUUCCAGAGAUCUAGGUCUUUGGAAAACGGCUGUGCGACGGAUUUUGUGGACGAAGCAUGUGAAUGCAGGACAAAUAUGUGUGGCCGCUGACUACGUGUUACUUGCAGAGGAUGAUGUGGAGACGUUUUUGGACGCGGCUAGGGAAAUCUGGUGUAAGGAUUGGUUUCCGGAAGAAACGACAGCAGGAGGUCGAACAUCGACAAUAGAGGAGACAACUAGCCGUCGUGAUAGUGUAACUACUAGCACAACAACAACAUCUUCAGCCUCUCCUCAAACCCAUGCAGACUAUGGUGGGAAAAUAAUCUCUGAACGACACUUUGAUAGGGUAACGGGGAUGAUAGAGGACGUGGAGGAGAAAAUGAAGAGUGGAAGUGCUGAAGCAAACAGUAAGACCACCAGGUGGGGUCUCAAAGGCACCAUUGACCGAUCAAACAGACACAUUGGUCUCCACAUCGUCAUAGAUCCGCCGGAACACAGUCGGGUGAUGCAGGAGGAGAUCUUUGGACCUAUCUUAGUGGUGAAAACCAUCUCUUCAACAUCAUCUGGGAGUUCUGGAGCGUCACUUGUCCAGAAUAUGCUCUCCUUCGUCAAUGCACGUCCGCACCCUUUGGCUUUGUAUCUAAGGCUUCAUCAAUUUUUUACAUCAUAAAAAUCACUAGAUCAAUGAAAGCCCCUCCUCCCAACUCUGGAACUUCAUCGACUAGAAUUUCGCUGGAAACAAGAUCGAUCCUUCUUGAAAUGAAAAAUAGUGCUUAAGAGAAAUCCUCCAUGUUCAAUGACAGGCUCCUGCCCUAUCGGGCUACUAACCCUCCUCUAUCUGAUAGACUAUAAUCCUCCUCUAACAUCCGCUUUAUCGAAUGACGACACGUUUGUCGAGACAGUGAAGGCGAAUAGCACGUCUGGCGGCUUCGUCGGGAAUGACCUGUUAAUGCAUGUCUGCACGCAUGAUUUGCCUUUUGGUGGCGUAGGAGCUUCGGGAACCGGCCGUUUACACGGGCUUGACGGUUUCAAAGAGUUGUCACAUCAUUAUGAAGAAUCAAUUCUUGUCACACUAUUAUGAGGAAUGUUAGGUGCUGUGCUGUGACCACUGUGAGAGGGGGGUUAGUUUGACAUAAUUUGACACGAAGGGGGUUUGAAAUAUGUUGACUACAACUCUACGAGAACUACUUGAAGACGAGAAUACAUGCUGCUUGUGGUAGUUCUUCUCAAUGAAAAUCAUGAACUGACGAGUACUAUCUGAUUGUUAUGGUCCCCGACUUCUAGAUCCACAUUUCAUGAGGAGUUUGACCAUUUUUCUCGAUCGUCCACCACCACCAUCGCCACCACUAGUGCCACCCCUACCACCUUUACCAUCUCCACCACCACCACUACCACCUUUCAUACCUCCCGAGCGGUCCUGAAGCGUCCUUUGACGAUGGAUAUGCCGGAACGCUAUCCGCCUUACUUCAAGGAAACGCUGCCCUUCUACAAGCGGUUCCUAAUAGAUGGCAGUUUGGUGAAGGCGUUGGUGUGCAAAAAACGCAGCAAAACCAGAUACGAAGUGGGAGAAGUGGAGUACGAAUGACGAUCCAGAGCUUGAAACAAGUUCAAGUGGGCGUGCAUUCCUACCUUUAUGAUGCUUAAAUGAAUAUAGUUUUUCCUACCUUUAGCUUUAUCGAUCAAGAAGAAGAACAUGCUUCUUCUAGUUGUAAUAGUAAAGGUAAACAUGAAGAUAAAGUAGUUAGAACAAGAACUGACUCUAAUGAUGAAGUUCAACACUUUCCUGCUCGGGGCUACAUGCCUCCCAGCCAGUGCUACUACAUGCCUAAGACGGGUCUAAAAAAGACGAUACGAACACGGCAACAUGAUACACGUAGAAGUUUUGAUGCAGCAACGUCAAGAAAAAGAACGAUCUCAAAACAGCUGUCUGAGAUAAGUUGGAAACACGAACAAGUGUGGUAGUCGUAGAACCAAUUUCGUCGUUCCUCCGCUUUCGUUCGUCACAUGACUAUGUAACGAGAGUAUACAACAUAACUAGAAACGAGAUUAUUGAUGCUAAACUCCACUUAACAACGAGAACGAGAGCAUGAUGAGGGUACUAUCGACAACGAUGAAGAAUUUAGGAAAUAAGAUCUUAUUUCGUGAGACGCAAAUUCAAAUGAG